Messenger RNA from Dioscorea cayenensis subsp. rotundata (Guinea yam), 1473 nucleotides. Its product is annotated as MDIS1-interacting receptor like kinase 2-like. Gene Ontology annotation, biological process: protein phosphorylation; hormone-mediated signaling pathway. Lineage: Eukaryota; Viridiplantae; Streptophyta; Magnoliopsida; Dioscoreales; Dioscoreaceae. The record is from RefSeq and is a predicted model, not a curated record. Bases 1 to 1473 code for a protein of 490 amino acids. The transcript has 3 exons. Gene Ontology annotation, molecular function: ATP binding; protein kinase activity; protein binding. Gene Ontology annotation, cellular component: plasma membrane.
AUGAAAUCACGGCUUCCCUCAAAGUUCGCCACCUUCCCAACAUUGAUGAUGAUGAUGAUGGUACUUUCACUGGUGGUACUGAUCUUCUCCAUCUCUGUUUCACUGUUUUCAACAUGGCAACAGCUUCAAAUAUUGAAGCCCAAGGGAGUGUUCUUCUUUAAGGGAAGGCGGAGCUUGAAACACAAGAACUUCUUAACAUCAACAUAUAAUGGCCAUCACAUGGCAACCAUCACCAGGGUCCAACUGGGAGCUGGAUUGGGACUGGAAGGGAAGCUGGAGACUCUCAACUUCUCAUCUCUACCAUCACUCAGAGUUCUCAAUCUCAGUAACAACCAUCUACAUGGUUCCAUCCCUGCAGCCAUUUCAUCUCUCUCCAAGCUCACCAUCCUUGAUCUCGGCGUCAACAGUCUCACAGGCAUCAUCCCAUCAGAGUUCGGUAAUAUGACAAGGCCCAUGACCUUAUCGCUCUCGUUUAAUCAGAUAAGUGGCUCCAUACCUCCUUCUUUUGGAAAGCUUUGGAACCUGAAUUGGCUAACCAUCUCUAGUAAUUUCUUAGUUUGUUCCAUCCCUCCAGUGUUAGGAAACUUGACCAAACUCAAUUUUUUAUAUCUAUGGAGAAAUAACCUCACUGGAUCCAUCCCUCGUGAGAUUGGACAUUUGGUGAAUCUCAAGAAAUUUGAUGUCUCGAGUAACAAUAUAAGAGGUUCCAUCCCUGUAGGCAUAGGAAACUUGACUGAACUAAGCUGGUUAAACCUUUAUGACAACCAAUUAUAUGGGUCCAUACCAAGCCACAUAGGAAAUCUGCUGAAGCUUGAAGCUUUUUCCUUACAGAGCAAUAACAUAAAGGGUUCCAUUCCUGGUGAGAUUGUGAAUCUAGUGAACGUGAGAGAUCUUGCAAUAUCUGACAACCGAAUAACUGGUCCAAUCCCACAAAGCAUUGGAAACUUGACCAAGUUUGAACCUCUUUACAGAAAGAAGUCCAGUGCAAAUGACACAAGGAAAGAAUUUGAUGAACAUUUCUUCUCUAGUUGGGGAGUAAAUCAUGGAAAGGAAGCAUACAAAGCGAUUAUUAGAUCAACCGAAAAUUUUGAUGAGAAGUAUCAAAUUGGUACAGGAGCUUGUAGCAUUGUCUAUAAAGUAACAAUAUCAUCAGGAGUAACAGAUGCUAUCAAGAAAAUUAAAGAAGAAGAAGAAGCCCAAGUGAAUGAGCAAGCUUUUCAUAAUGAAAUACAAGCAUUAAUUGAAAUUUGGCAUCGGAAUAUUGUGAGGUUUUAUGGUUUUUGCUCAACUGAUAAAAUCAGUUUUCUUGCAUAUGAAUAUAUGGAGAGAAAAAGCCUGGGUGCCACUCUUAGAUCUGAACAGGGAGAAAUGGAGUUGGAUUGGAUCAAGAGAGUCAACAUUGUACGAGACAUUGCUCAAGCUUUAUCUUACUUACAUCAUGAUUGUGAUCCACCUAUCGUCAUCGAGACAUAA